This is a messenger RNA of Lasiodiplodia theobromae, 768 nucleotides long. Its product is annotated as mRNA splicing factor rna helicase. The transcript has a single exon. Bases 1 to 768 code for a protein of 255 amino acids. Lineage: Eukaryota; Fungi; Ascomycota; Dothideomycetes; Botryosphaeriales; Botryosphaeriaceae. The record is from RefSeq and is a predicted model, not a curated record.
AUGUCUUCCAAACGCCUCUCCAACAACUCCAAGGGAUGCCUGUAUAUUCCCGCCUCGAACCGCAGUGUAAGAAACACGAAAUGGACAAUUCGCUGGAACCGCCCCAAAGAGAGCAAUCUCAAAGUCAGACUUCGUGGAAGAGCCGAAGACCCCAAUCCCGCCAGUGAACCGGAUAUAUCCGAGGCCUCAGCAAAAUCUAGCUCCGACCAAACCCCCAUCAUCACCAGAGUUCAAAGGAUAGAUUCCGUUCACAGUACCACGGAAGCAACAGAAGGUGACAUAGAGGGGGAGCUUCAGAUGGAAAGCUCACAGCCAUCGUCACCUGCUGAUGUUCUGAAUGUUGAGGGUGGGGAAGAUGAUGAGGAAGAGGAUGGGGAAGAGAGUGAGGAAGAGGGUGACGGUGGCGCGGGCCAUGGCGGCGAUGGUCACGCUACAUCCAGGUCUUUUGGGACCCAGCCAAAGUGGAUGCCGAUAGCACAACAGUCCCGUCGUCAGCCGCAGCUUACCUACGCCGAGAAGACCUCUCUCCAGCCCCGUCCGAGGGAGUCCGCAUCUCCUAGUCUACCUGAAGACGAUCCAGAGCCCCGUUCCGCAGGUGAUGACGACUUUCGUCUACGCAAGCCGCAGUGGAUGUACUUGGCGGAAAAGAAGGCUCGGCAAUUGAGGAUUGCGAAGGAGAGAUGUGAUAAGGAGAAAAGGCUGCGGAUCUGGUGGUGGUGUGGCAGUAGCCACGAUGAUAUUGAUGACUUAAUGGUGGUACCUGGUUAA